GGGGCAUGCCCCAGUAGGUGCUACGUCACUGAAGCCUGCUGGGGGGGACUGCUUCCGCCCUCAGUUCACGAUAGCCCGAGGGAGUUUGGAACAAGGAGGAGCAGCGGAGAAGCUGCAGGCCGGCUUGGAGAAGGUUGACAAUGGACCCACAUAUCACUGGUAGAACCUUAGUACUUUUUGUGGCCACUAUCGUCUUUUCUGUUGUUGAAAGUCAAGUUUAUGACUAUUUUGACCUGGAACCUUCUUAUUUGCUUUCGAAUGACUGUCCCAAAGAGUGUACCUGUCCUCUUAGCUUUCCGCGUGCUCUAUAUUGCGAAAACAAAGGUUUGAACGAAGUUCCUCCUAUCCCAUCAAGAAUUUGGUACUUGUACCUGCAAAAUAAUGAAAUUGACAAACUUAAUGAAAAACAGUUUUCUAACGCUACACAACUUAGGUGGAUCAAUUUGAACAAAAAUAAAAUCACAAGUCAAAGUAUUGAAAAAAAUUUCUUUCGAGAUAUGAAGAAUUUACUUUUCCUAUUUCUAGAGGACAAUGAUUUAGACGGAGUGCCUGCACCAUUACCUAGCAGCCUGGAACAACUUCGUUUAGCAAGAAACAAAGUCUCAAAGAUUCCUGAAGGUGUUUUUAGCAACUUAGAAAACCUCACUUUACUGGAUUUACACCACAACAAGCUCUCAGAUGGUUCCUUUCAAGCUGAUGCAUUUGCAGGACUCAAAAAUCUGGUGCAGCUCAAUGUGGCCCAAAAUGCCCUCAAGAAAAUGCCACAAGGCCUUCCUUCUAAUACUGUGCAACUUUAUUUAGACAACAAUAAUAUAGAAACGAUACCUACUGAUUACUUUAAUAAUGCACCCAAAAUCUCUUUUAUAAGGCUAAACUACAACAAAUUAUCAGACAGUGGCGUACCAGCAAAUGUUUUUAACGUAACUUCCCUCCUAGACUUGCAGUUGUCACACAAUGAACUAACAACUCUGCCCAUUGUUAAUGGCCAUCUGGAGCGCCUUUAUCUUAAUAACAACAAGAUUAAAAAUAUCAGUGGAGCAAUAAGAUGUCCUAAUGUAGUCAAAGAAGAACAUGACCCCCAUUUUCCACAUGGACCCCGACUUCGUUAUUUACGUCUGGAUGGAAAUGAAGUUCAGCCACCAAUACCAUUAGAUCUUAUCAUUUGCUUUAGACUUCUUCAGGCCAUAGUUAUUUAG
Hyla sarda is the source of this 1196-nucleotide messenger RNA. It is a transcript of the gene KERA, whose product is annotated as keratocan. The transcript is spliced from 3 exons. The record is from RefSeq and is a predicted model, not a curated record. The coding region runs from base 141 to 1196 and encodes 351 amino acids. Lineage: Eukaryota; Metazoa; Chordata; Amphibia; Anura; Hylidae. Gene Ontology annotation, molecular function: protein binding.